AUGGAAGCAUCGAUACACGAGUCUUCGAAGCGACGUGCAUCCUCUGUCCGCGAUGCUCCCCCUGCAAAACGAAAUCGACGCCGUCUUACAGUGUACGUGAGCCGUAGGUCAUUCCAGGACAACAAUACCAACACCUUCCACGAGCAGGAGAAUACUGUGGUAGCCAAGUGCUCAGCUCGAAGCUUAUUUGAUCAGUCGUACGAUAACGAUGACUCGGCAGACGGCCCCUCGGUGUCAGCGAGCGAAGCUCGUUCCAGAACCAAUUCCACUCGCUCAGCCGAAUCUAGUAUUGCCGACGAAGCCGAGCCCGUCCCAGGUCUUCGAGCCUCGAAGUCAACCGCUGGAGAGCAGCCGCCAGUCGGAGAAGACAGUACCCGCGCCGUGUCUACGGACGAAGUUCUCGCAGAUACGGGCCCAACCGAGGGGACUGCUGUGACAACUCAACGAGAGUCGAUUGCAGAGGCAGCGAGAAGCUAUGAUCCGGUCUUAGCUGUCGCACAUGGGUUAAUCCUCGGCGGCGAGGGAUCGCCAAUCUGGUCUGGUAUGAACAACACAGUUCAGUCUGCACCAGAGGUUGAGUUUACCUACGGCAUUACCAUACGAUACCCAGUGCACCUCAGGAUACCGUGGAUCCCCCGGGGUCACCUUGCUUUCAAAACCCUUUCCGACGUGGAGAAUGAACUCAAGACAGUGCUGGAGGAAGGCUUGACUCGAACGAUAGGCAAACAGGACUUCGCUGACCUGAAGGACUUCCGGAUUGAGUCGUGGCGUUUCGAUAUACGUGGUCAUGGCGCAAUUUUCGAGUUCGAAGUCAAGGGUGGGAUAGAAAAACAUUUCGACCACAUGAAGAGAAAGACAAAGCAGGAGAUGCAACUAGCGAUACAGAUGUCACCGGAGUCGAGACCGGCGUUCAAUAUCGAGAUUCAGAUAGUCACCAGCCGAGAUUCGGGGAUCAGGCAGACGGGCGGCCGCAGCUUUAAUGGGGUGCUCUUCAAGUGUUUAUGGGAGAUGUGCUUCCCUAGAUAG
This is a messenger RNA of Colletotrichum godetiae, 1026 nucleotides long. RefSeq lists its product as uncharacterized. Bases 1 to 1026 code for a protein of 341 amino acids. The transcript has a single exon. NCBI's taxonomy places the organism in Eukaryota, Fungi, Ascomycota, Sordariomycetes, Glomerellales, Glomerellaceae. The record is from RefSeq and is a predicted model, not a curated record.